Mycena citricolor is the source of this 1859-nucleotide messenger RNA. NCBI's taxonomy places the organism in Eukaryota, Fungi, Basidiomycota, Agaricomycetes, Agaricales, Mycenaceae. The record is from the annotation of a GenBank genome assembly.
UUGUCCGCUACUAGUACUAAUGAGGCCUUGGUGUGCCAUGUUUUUGCAUCGCUCUAAAGAUCCGCGUGAUAAGCAUCGACCAUGUCCUUCAGGUACUCAUUCCAAUCGGGCUAUUGCGAUACACGUCCUGUCAAAUUCUCUGCGACAUGGGACUCAUGGAAUCAAAGUGCGUACCACAUCAAAAUGUGCAUGUGGAUCCCGUCAACCGUCGCUCUCGCUCUAAAUACGCAGCUAACUUAACUGGUCUAAUUCACACAAGCAAUUCAAUUGUGGUUGAAGACUGAGGCGCCUUUGCACUGUGCCACACCCGACCUUACCUCAGUGCGGUGCAGCACAAUGGUCGGCCUGCUGCUGCCGCCGAUCUUUGCCCAGCUGCCAUCUUCGCGGCAUGCUUUUGAAGAAGAGAAGGGGCGAGGCUGAUGCAAGCACCUGUUCAGUCAUUAUACAGGUGUACUCGGAAACCUUCAAUCGCUUGUAAGCGCCCCGGGAAGCUAUAAGUGCAUCGUCUGGAUUCCGGAUGCCGUGCCGAGAUGCUCUCUCUCCCUCUCCCUCCGGAAAUAUGGCGAAUUAUCUUCGGUUUCACUGUGGAGAUUUCCGGAAGUAUCUGCUACACAACCGAAUAUUGCCCAUUCCAGGGCGUCCAAGAGCUAGCCGCCUGCUCCGAGGUACGAUCUUGGAAGCCGACACAUCUGAACACUACAAUCUCUCGCAGGAACACUACGCCCAGCGGCUGAAAACUUGCGUACUCUUGGUCACUGUGUGCAAGAGCUGGCAAAUUCUGGCCGCGGGAUUGUUUUAUCACGAUAUUCGGCUUCAGAGCUGCCGUCAUCUCCCAGAUCUGUUUCACGGUCUUCGACGAAUAGACGGCGAGGGCGAAUGUUUCGGUCGCUACGUGCGACGCCUCGAAUUCCACACCACCUCGUCCGGAUCUCCGAGUUGUCUUCCCUUGUCAGAAAUACUUCAGCUUUGCCCCCGUCUGGAAAUUCUCGUUCGACCCUGCCCAGAAAGAUGGGACCGAAUCAGCUGCUCAUUGCCCUUCUUGAAGAGACUGGAGUGGACUGAAACAGACAGCAACAGGAGCGACAUUCCAAGUCGGCUAUCCGGGAUCCUGAAAGCUGCUCCAAAUAUGCGUUAUCUGGCUUUGACGUCAGACAGACCAGAUGUCCUGGCCGAAAUUUCUCUAGCGCCAGCGCUGCAGACGUUGGUGUUGCACCAGUCUGAACUGGCUACGAGUCCAGCUGUGUCUAGCGCAUACAUCUCGUCUCGUAUCACGACCCUGGUUCUACACAGUGUGAUAUCCCCGGCACUUGUCUCGUUUAUAACUCCCCUGGGCCGACACUUGAAGGUCCUCGAGUUUGCGUUUGCGCCUCACGUCGCCUACUCGUCCAGUCAGAUGAACAAACUGCUGUCGCACUGCCCGAAUAUCGAAGAGCUCGUCUACCAUCUCGGGGCCCCAGAAAUCGCAUCGCUCCCCUCGCAUCUCCAGCUUCCUCGCAUCAGACAGGUGCGGCUGAGGAUCGAUCCGGAAACGUGGUUUCCUUAUAAACAUGUGGUGUGGGUCUUCUAUCCAAUGCCCGCUGGGAUCCAGACCCGUUGGCUGAAGAGGAUCAAUUCAGAUUAGCGCAGUUCCAGAUCUUGGCCGGAUCCCCAUUCCCGGGAUUACGAACUAUCUUUCUCCAUGACACGUCGAGGUCCUUCGUCCGCAGGUCGUCAGCCCCGAAAAUUCUGCAACUUAUGAAAGAGCGAGGUCUUGCUGUUGUUUAUGAAAAUGGCUGUCCCGUAGACUUGGUCUAAGAAUUUACCACAUUGCCAAUCGUAUAGCUUGCUCGAUCAAAAACCGCCCAAUUAAUGGAAACCUG